Camelina sativa (false flax) is the source of this 3439-nucleotide messenger RNA. Its product is annotated as valine--tRNA ligase, mitochondrial 1. The record is from RefSeq and is a predicted model, not a curated record. Gene Ontology annotation, biological process: valyl-tRNA aminoacylation. Gene Ontology annotation, cellular component: cytosol. NCBI's taxonomy places the organism in Eukaryota, Viridiplantae, Streptophyta, Magnoliopsida, Brassicales, Brassicaceae. Gene Ontology annotation, molecular function: aminoacyl-tRNA deacylase activity; valine-tRNA ligase activity; ATP binding.
ACAGAAGAUACUUUGACAAAAAAAAUCUUGAUGUCCGAAGAAGCGGAGAAGAAGAAGAUGGAUAUGGAGAUGGAACGGAAAUUGAGGAACCAAGAGAAGGCUAAAGAAAAAGAGAUGAAAAAGCAGAAAGCUUUGGAGAAAGCAAAGCUCAGAGAAGUUGUCAAGUCAGCAAAACCUAAAACAAAAAUUGCAGAGAAGAAGAUUGGCAAAGAAGAUGAAGAAGAAGAAGAGUUCUUAGAUCCGGAAACUCCUAUUGGCGAGAAGAAGAGGUUAUCUUCACAGAUGCCCAAAGAAUACAAUCCUUCUGCUGUGGAGAAAUCAUGGUAUGAAUGGUGGGAGAAAUCUGAGUUUUUCAAGGCUGAUGCUACGAGUUCCAAACCACCGUUUGUGAUGGUUCUUCCUCCUCCUAAUGUUACAGGAGCAUUGCAUAUUGGUCACGCACUAACAUGUGCAAUGGAGGACACACUGAUUCGUUGGAAGAGGAUGUCUGGCUUUAAUGCUUUGUGGGUUCCCGGGUUUGACCAUGCUGGUAUUGCUACACAGCUUGUGGUAGAGAAAAAUCUUACCCGUGAAACAGGAAAGACCAGGCAUGACUUUGGCCGUGAGGAAUUCUUGAACCAUGUGUGGCAGUGGACAGAGAAUAAAAGUGGUACAAUCAAAUCACAGCUACGUCGUAUGGGCUCAUCUCUUGAUUGGUCCCGUGAGUGUUUUACGAUGGACGAGCAACGAUCAAAGGCUGUCACUGAGGCCUUUGUAAGGUUACACAAGGAAGGGCUUAUCUACAGGGAUCUCCGGCUGGUUCAUUGGGACUGUUUCCUUAGCACUGCCCUUUCUAAGCGUGAGGUUGAGCAUAUUGACAUCAAAGGAAGAACACUAGUGAAAGUCCCUGGGUAUGAGAAACCAGUUGAAUUUGGUCUUAUCACUUCAUUUGCUUACCCUCUCGAGAGAGGAGGCGGUGAGGUUGUUGUUGCCACUACUAGGAUCGAGACUAUGCUCGGCGAUACCGCCAUCGCUAUUCAUCCCGCUGAUUCAAGAUACAAGCACCUGCACGGAGAGUUUGCUGUGCAUCCCUUCAAUGGGCGGAAGCUACCAAUCAUCUGCGAUGAGAUAGUUGUUGAUCCUAAUGUUGGUACUGGUUGUCUUAAGAUAACUCCAGCACAUGACACCGAUGAUUUCGAUGUAGGAAGGCGCCACAAUCUGAAGGUCAUCAACAUUUUCACUGAUGAUGGAAGAAUCAACACGAAUGGUGGGCCUGAAUUCACAGGGAUGCCACGCUUUGCCGCUCGUGAAGCUCUUGUUGAAGCUCUGCGUAAGAAGGGGCUGUACAGAGGUGAGAAAAACAACGAGAUGAAAAUUGGAAUUUGCUCAAGAAGUGGUGAUGUUGCUGAGCCUAUGAUGAAACCUCAGUGGUACGUGAGUUGCAGCGUGAUGGCAAAGGAGGCUCUUGAUGUUGCCGCCGACGGGAAGAUCGAGUUUAUUCCGAAGCAGUACUCUGCAGAAUGGAGAAGAUGGCUAGAGAACAUUCAUGACUGGUGCAUCUCGAGACAGCUUUGGUGGGGACAUAGAAUACCGGCAUGGUACGCCACUUUAGAAGAAGACCAAAUUAAGGAAGCAGGUGCUUACAACGACCAUUGGGUUGUUGCUAGAACCGAGGAAGAAGCUCGUAAAGAGGUUGCACAUAAAUUUGCUGGGAAGAAGUUGUUGGAGCUCUCCCAAGAUCCUGAUGUGCUUGACACCUGGUUUUCUUCUGGACUCUCUCCGUUAUCUGUUUUUGGAUGGCCAGAUGAAACUGAGGACUUGAAAGCUUUCUAUCCAACGUCUGUUCUUGAAACUGGACAUGACAUUCUGUUUUUCUGGGUUGCUCGUAUGGUUAUGUUAGGAAUGAAAGUGGGUGGUGGGGAUGUUCCCUUCAGGAAGGUUUUUUUGCAUCCCAUGAUACGUGAUGCACAUGGCCGCAAGAUGUCAAAGUCUCUUGGAAAUGGCAUUGAUCCGCUUGAAGUCAUUAACGGUGUCACUCUUGCUGAUCUACACGCCAGGUUAGAAAAUGGAAACCUGGAUCCGAAGGAGCUGGUUGUUGCCAAGGAGGGACAGGUGAAGGAUUUUCCAAAUGGUAUAGAGGAAUGUGGCACUGACGCUCUACGAUUUGCGCUUGUAUCCUACACGUCCCAGUCUGAUAAAAUCAACAUGGAUGUCCAACGAGUUGUUGGUUACCGCCGUUCGUGUAAUAAACUGUGGAACGCCGUCAGAUUUGGGAUGAUGAAUCUUACCGAGGUCUAUACUCCUCCUGUGCAAACUCUAAGCCCUGAAACCAUGCCCUUCAGCUGCCAAUGGAUCCUUUCUGUACUAAAUAAGGCAAUAUCAAAGACAGUGGAUUCCUUGAAUGCUUUUGAGUUAUCGGAUGCUGCCGACACAGUGUAUGCCUGGUGGCAGAGCCAGUUUUGUGAUGUAUUUAUUGAGGCAAUUAAACCUUAUUUUUUUUCUGAAAACGCAAGCAGGACUCUUGCACAAGAUGCUCUAUGGGUGUGUCUUGAAACUGGUUUGAGAUUGCUGCAUCCAUUUAUGCCUUUUGUUACAGAAGAGCUGUGGCAGCGGUUGCCUUCAUCGCAAGACUGUGAACGGAAGGCGUCUAUCAUGAUAUGUGACUACCCAUCUCCCGUAGAAAAGUGGACAAACGAGAAGGUGGAAACCGAAAUGGACAUGGUUCUGGCGACUGUGAAAACUCUUAGGGAAAUGAGAGCUGAAGAGCCUCUAAAGAGCCAGGGGAAUGGAAAAUUGCAUGCGUUUGCUCUGUGUGGAAAUGCUUUAACACUGGGGAUAGUGAAAUCCCUUGAGCUGGAGAUCAGAACUCUUGCAAAGCUCUCAUCCUUUGAGGUUAUGUUGAGUGGAGAAGACAAAGCAGCCGAAGCUGGAUCAGCUGUUGGAAAGAUGGUGAACGAGAGCCUCAAAGUGUAUCUCAAAGUGGAGGGAGCAGAAAUUAAUGCAGAAGCUGAACGUGAGAAAACCAUGAACAAGAUAAAAGAAAUUGAAAAGCAACAGGAGAAGUUGCAGAAGAGUAUGGGUGCUAGUGGGUACGAAGAGAAGGUCCCUGCAAACAUAAAGGAAGACAAUUUGAGGAAGCUCGCAAAGCUUAUUGAACAACUCCGAUUCUUGAAGGGUGAUGACGAUAUUGUUUCAGAGACAUCAAUUACAAGCUAAAUGGAGUGUGGACAAUUUAGAAAUCAAUAGGUGGAAGAAGCUAUGGAAUGGAACAAGGCUGUUGCUGCUUCUAUUACUACUGUAGUACUGUUCAAAAUUCUUUAUAUGCCCGAUACAAUGUCUCAAGACUUUAUCAAACAGUUUGUGAUUUGUGUUUGCUCUGUUCUGCUUAUGAUGUAGUUUUGUAACGUAUUGUGACCCACCAAUUAUUUUCAUUAUUAUCUUGACAAACUUUUUCUUCAUA